Molecule: messenger RNA, 2366 nt
Organism: Trametes versicolor FP-101664 SS1
Lineage: Eukaryota; Fungi; Basidiomycota; Agaricomycetes; Polyporales; Polyporaceae
Product: OPT oligopeptide transporter
Exons: 8
Coding region: 51-2366 (771 amino acids)
Biological process (GO): transmembrane transport
Molecular function (GO): oligopeptide transmembrane transporter activity
Source: RefSeq, a predicted model, not a curated record
CGCCCUCACCGCCGUAGGCUUCCCCUACGCCGGACUGCGCUCCCGCCGCCAUGGCUACGAUAGAGCGCAAAGCCUCGGAAGGCUCUAUCAUCGACGAAAAGGCCGAAUCGCCUAUCAAUGAGAAAGUCGACCUGCACGACACCCCGGCACUCGCCAAGGCUGACGUUGGUGAUGUGUCCGAGGAUGUUCGUGCCAUUGAUCUCGACGAGUCCGGCCACGAGCGUCCUAUUGAGACGGGCGAGGACUACGCUCUCCGUCUAGUUUCGCUCGACGACGACCCCUCAUUACCAAUCCACACCUUCCGGACUUGGUUCCUCGGUCUCGGGCUCGCGUGUUUCGCCGCCGUCCUUGGAGAGCUCUUCUACUUCCGUCCGCAAACGGUGCAAGUCUCGGGCCUUUUCCUCCAGGUCUUCGCCUUCAUCCUCGGCCGCGGUCUCGAGACCGUCCUCCCUGGACCGAACCACGUUCACCCCAAGCUGCGCACUCGCAACACUUGGUUCUGGCGUUUCAUCAAUCCCGGUCCUUUCAACAUCAAAGAGCAUGUGGCCAUCAGUAUCAUGUCGACGACGGCCUCUGACCAGGCCAUCGCCAUUUCCGUCUUCGCCGCGCAGGACCUCUACUACCAUGUCACCGUCAAUCCAGCGAUCGGAAUCUUUACUCUGAUUGCGUCACAGCUCAUUGGCUAUGGGCUGACGGGGCUCGCGCGUGACUACCUCGUCUACCCUACAUGGGCCGUGUACCCGUUCCUCAUGCCGCAGGUGCAGCUCUUCGACGCGAUGCAUCGCGCCAAGGGCGUCUUCCUCCAGCGCAAGCGCCGUGUCUUCUUCUGGACCGUGCUCAUCGGCAUCUUUAUCUGGGAGUGGUUCCCGGAGUACAUCGCGACGACUCUUACCGGCGUCUCGAUCAUCUGUCUCGCGGCGCAGAAGAGCCCGUGGGUCACUCGGGUCUUCGGUGGCGCGGCCGGUAACGAAGGCCUUGGACUGUUCGCGCUCUGCUUUGACUGGAACUACGUUGGAUCCGGCGGCCUCGCGAUCGGAUCGCUCUUCACCCCGCUCUCGACCCAGCUUUCGCUAUAUGCUGGUGUUGUAGUAUGCAUCAUCGCGUUCUGCGCCUGCUACGCGCGCAACGUGUGGCACGCCCAGAACUUCCCCUUCCUCUCGCAGCUGCUGUUCUACGAGAACGGCACGCAGUACCAGCAGCUCUCGAUCCUGAACCCGGACUUCACGCUCAACAACACGCUGCUCGAGCAGCAGGGCCUGCCGUACUACGCGGCCUCGCAGACGCUUUACCAGCUCUCGCGCACGGCGUACAUCGGCGCGGCCGUCACGCACUUCUUCCUCUGGCACUUCAAGGACGUGUGGCAGAUCGUGCGCAACGUGCGUACGCAGGAGUGCCAGGACGUGCACUACCAGAAGAUGAAGGUGUACAAGGAGGUCCCUGUCUGGUGGUUCGGCAUCAUGUUCGUGGUCACGUUCGCGCUCGGGCUUGGCCUGUGCUACGCUGCGGACUCGGGCCUGCCGUGGUGGGGCUUCAUCGUCGCGCUCAUCUUCUCUGCUGCGUUCGUCCCGAUCCUGGGCACGCUGUAUGCGACGGUCGGGUACCAGCCGUCCCUCCAAUUCCUCAUUCAGAUGGUCGGCGGUGCGAUGAUCCCCGGCAAGCCGGUUGCGAACAUGUACUUCACCCUCUACGGCUUCCAGACGUACCAGCUCACGCUCAACCUGCUGCGCGACCUGAAGCUCGGGCAGUACACGAAGCUCCCGCCGCGCACAACGUUCGUGAUGCAGACCAUCGGCGGCAUCAUCGGCGGUAUCCUCAACUACGUCGUCAUGAAGUCCGUCAUCCAGGGCAACCGCCCCCUGCUGCUCGCCGUGCAGGGCUCGAACGUCUGGUCCGGCCAACAAGUCCAGUCCUACAACUCCGCGGCGAUCACCUGGGGCGCGCUCUCCAAGGCGUUGUACGCCCCCGGCGCGCGCUACGGCUUCAUCCCGUGGAUGCUCAUCGCGGGGCUCGCCGCGCCGCUCCCGUUCUGGCUCGCGCACCGCCGCUGGCCGACGCGCGGGUUCAACUACGUGUUCACCCCAGUCGUCGUCGCCGAGCUCGGCUUCCUGUCCGUCGGCAUCAACUCGUCGUGGAUGACGUCGCUCGCGCUCGCGGUGCUCUCGCAGUGGUACCUGCGCAAGUACCGCCCGCGCUGGUUCCGCAAGUACAACUUUUUGUUGUCGGCGGCGCUCGACGGCGGCACGCAGAUCAUGGUGUUCGUGUACUCGUUCGCGGUGGGCGGCGCGUCGGGUACGGCGAGGCCGUUCCCGAACUGGGCGCUGAAUCCCGCGGGGAACCCGGACUAUUGCAUGCGCCUGAGCGAUUAG